AUGGAAAGUAACCAAACAAACAAUGGAAGCAGUGGAAAUGCCGCUGUGAACAAGGGAGGUCGCUACGUGCCGCCACCUCUCCGCAACGCCAACGGAAAUAACGACUCCGCGCCGGCUGCCGGGGGCGACGAUCGUCGUUCCGGCGGAUCUUCGGGAGGUUACCGUCGUGGCGGAGGAUCCGGAAGUGGUGGCGGCGGCUUUGAUCGUGGAUACAACGACAACCGCGGAGGCGGAAACAGCUACGGAAGAGACCGUUACGAGGAUCGCGGCGGUUACAGUUCCGGAGGCGGACGCGGCGGAUUCGGAGGCGGCAGCGGACGCGGCGGAAGCUCGGGCGGAUACAAUAACCGUCCGGAUCGAGGCGACGAAGGAUUCAGCCGCGGUGGAGGCCGUGGCGGAUACAGCAAUCGCGAUUCGUACGAAGACAGAGGAUCCGCGCGAUCUUCCUUUAACGGCGACAAUCGCCGUCCGGAUCGUGCUGGCGAUGCGUAAGUGAACAUUGCUAGCUGGUUUUCGCCUUUUUGCGUGCUGUAACGCGGUGUCGGCAGACUCCCAUUGUCAACCGUAACCGCCAAGCUCGACCUCCUGCGCUUCUGAAAAUUGCCGAUUUGAAUGAAAAAACGCGUUUUUUUUUUUGCCAAUUCCGCUGAUUUUUCAUCCGAUUUCGACAAAGAAAUUUUAAAAUUUGUCGAAAUCCGAUGACAGCACGCAAAAAGGAACAAUAUACUGAAAAAUACUUUUAUUUUUGCAGACCUUCUCGCUGGUCGAACCUGGACGCUCCGCCGACGAGAAGCGAGCGCGCGCCGUCGAGAUGGGAAGAUCGUGGGCCGCGUGAGGAGCGCGUCGAGCAGGAGCUCUUCUCCGGACAGCUAUCCGGCAUCAACUUUGACAAGUACGAGGAGAUUCCGGUGGAGGCGACCGGAGACGACGUGCCGCAGCCGAUCGGCUUCUUCUCGGAUCUGAGUCUGCACGAGUGGGUCGAGGACAACAUAAAAAAGGCGGGCUACGAUCGUCCGACGCCUGUCCAGAAGUACUCGAUUCCGGCACUGCAGGGCGGCAGAGAUCUCAUGUCUUGCGCGCAGACUGGAUCCGGAAAGACGGCCGCGUUCCUCGUGCCGCUCGUCAACUCGAUCCUCCAGGACGGUCCCGACGCGGUUCACCGUUCGGUGACCAGCUCGGGCGGCCGCAAAAAGCAGUACCCGAGUGCUCUGGUGCUCUCGCCGACUCGCGAGCUCUCCCUGCAGAUUUACAACGAGUCGCGCAAGUUCGCCUACCGCACUCCGAUCACAUCAGCGCUUUUGUACGGAGGACGCGAGAACUACAAGGAUCAGAUUCACAAGCUCAGGGUUGGUCAUUUUGCAUAGAAAAUUGCCUAAAAAGCACAAUUUUCAGCUCGGUUGUCACAUCCUGAUCGCCACUCCAGGCCGUCUGAUCGACGUGAUGCAGCAAGGACUGAUCGGACUCGAAGGGUGCCGUUACCUGGUGCUCGACGAGGCGGACCGCAUGCUGGACAUGGGAUUCGAGCCGCAAAUCCGACAGAUCGUCGAGCUGAACAAAAUGCCGACGAAGGAAGAGCGCGUCACCGCCAUGUUCUCCGCCACGUUCCCGAAAGAGAUUCAGCUGCUCGCGCAAGACUUCCUCAAGGCGAACUACGUGUUCCUGGCUGUCGGACGAGUCGGUUCCACGUCGGAGAACAUCAUGCAGAAGAUUGUGUGGGUGGAGGAGCACGAGAAACGAUCCUACCUGAUGGACCUGCUCGACGCCACCGGCGACAGCUCUCUGACGCUCGUGUUCGUCGAGACGAAGAAGGGUGCGUCGGAUUUGGCGUGGUAUCUGAACAGACAGGAAUACCAGGUCGUCACCAUACACGGAGAUUUGAAGCAGUUCGAGCGAGAGAAACAUCUCGACCUUUUCCGGUUCGUAGCCUUUUUUUGUAUUUAGAACUUUUUUUUAAAUGUAGGAGAUGUAGAAAUAGCUCAAAAUUGAAUUAAAAUGUUCCAAUCGUCAAUAUUUGCAGUACGGGAACAGCGCCGAUUCUGGUGGCGACGGCGGUCGCCGCGCGUGGUCUUGAUAUACCGAAUGUGAAGCAUGUGAUCAACUACGAUCUGCCGUCGGACGUCGACGAGUACGUGCACCGCAUCGGGCGUACCGGACGCGUCGGAAACGUCGGACUCGCCACCUCGUUCUUCAACGACAAGAACCGCAACAUCGCGCGCGAGCUGAUGGAUCUGAUUGUGGAGGCGAACCAGGAGCUGCCCGACUGGCUUGAGGGCAUGUCCGGAGACCUCAGAAGCGGCGGCGGAUACCGCGGACGCGGCGGUCGCGGAAACGGAAAUCGCUUCGGAGGUAAGACUGCAGAAAGUUACACUGUUCACGAUUUUCUCAAGAUCUUUGUAUAUUCCGGCACAAAAAAUGGAAAAUUCAUAUUUUCAUGUGUUCCUAAUGUUUCUUAUUGUGUGCUGUCGCUCAGUGUACACAAACUCGUGUUAUCAAUCAUAACCGUCAAGCUCCGCCCGUCCGUCUUUAAAACUUGCAUAUUUGCGUGAAAACGCGCGUUUUGUGCUAAUUGUGCUGAUUUUCUAUCCGAUUUCGAGAAAUUCUCUCAAGAAAUCAAAUGGAAAAUCAGUGGAAUUUGCACAUAACGGUUGUAUUCAUCCAAAUCAGUAAUUUUUAGAGGCAUCGGGGCAAAGUUUGGCGGUAACGGUUUGCAAAACAAUUAUGUGUACAGUGUACACAGCACUCAAGAACAAUUGUUGUUGUGGAAAUACCUUUUCGAAACACGUUUAAGUCUGAAUAUCACUUUGUCUCGCUCCUAAAUGUUCUAAAAUCUUUGUAUUUUUCCAGUUGUGGAAAAAACAUCUGUUUUAAAAAAAUGUACUAAAUUGUCUUUGCAGGUCGCGAUCACCGUUACCAGGGCGGCGGAGGCGGCGGCGGACAGGGCGGAAACGGAAGCGGCAACGGAGGCGGCGGAUUCGGCGGCGGCGGACAGCGUUCCGGAGGCGGCGGCGGAGGCGGAUUCUCAUCGAACAGCCGUCAGCAGCAGCAGCAGCGUUCUCAGCCGGCUCAGGAUUGGUGGGGGUAG
This is a messenger RNA of Caenorhabditis sp. 36 PRJEB53466, 3082 nucleotides long. The record is from the annotation of a GenBank genome assembly. Lineage: Eukaryota; Metazoa; Nematoda; Chromadorea; Rhabditida; Rhabditidae.